Messenger RNA from Epithele typhae, 1116 nucleotides. RefSeq lists its product as uncharacterized. Lineage: Eukaryota; Fungi; Basidiomycota; Agaricomycetes; Polyporales; Epitheliaceae. Gene Ontology annotation, biological process: poly(A)+ mRNA export from nucleus. The record is from RefSeq and is a predicted model, not a curated record. Gene Ontology annotation, cellular component: nucleus. The transcript has 4 exons. The coding region runs from base 1 to 1116 and encodes 371 amino acids.
AUGCCUGAAGAAGAUGAGUUGGCCGCCGCCAUCUUCGGUCACUCUGAUUCGGACUUGUCUUCGGACGAAGACGAUGUCGCACCGACCCACGCGCCGCCGGAGGACUCUUCCGGAGACUCCGCAGACGAGUAUAAGGCGCAAAAGAAACGCGCCCCAACAAAACGGCGUGCAAAGGGGCGGCGGAACGACGAGGAGGAGGAGGGUCGGACAACCCAACGCAAGAGGAAGCGGGCGUCGACGAAGAAGAAAGUCCCGGCCGAGGAUAUUGACUGGUCCCAGUACCCACCCGAAGUCGUGAAGAAGAUGAAGCUGGACAUGAAGAUUGAGGAGAUUCUCCGGCCGUGGAAGAGUGCCCGGGCUCGCAGGCGGCGCAAGGACGAUGAGGACGUGCUCGACCGGUUCGCGGACGAAGAAGUGUCCCGUCUGAAGGAGUCCAUGAUGGCGGCGGCAGCGGACGAUGAGCAGGCAAACAGGGAGAAGCUGCCUGCUGUGUCCAAGCUUCGCCUGCUUCCGCAGGUCAUGGAAAUCCUGCGAAAAUCAUCCCUUUCCCAAUCAAUCCAAGACAACAACCUCCUCGAGGGCGUCCGCCGGUGGCUCGAGCCGCUGCCCGACAAGUCCCUCCCUGCGCUCGACAUCCAGCGCGAGUUCUUCGCCGUGCUCAAGAAGAUGGACUACAUCGACACUGCCGUGCUCAAGGAGUCCCGUGUCGGCCGCAUCGUCCUCUUCUACACCAAGUGCAAGCGCGUCACGCCCGACAUCCAACGCGCCGCCAACGACCUCGUCGCCACCUGGUCCCGCCCCAUCAUCAAGCGCUCCGCCUCGUACCGCGACCGCGUGGUCCCCACCGCCCAGCUCGACGACGGCACCGGGCCUGGCGGGCGUGGCCCGGAGCGCCUCAACGCGAUCCUCGCCCGCGCGCGGGAGAGCGACAAGAACCGGGUCCGCAAGAACGCGGUCAUGAUCCCCCAGCGCGAGCUCGGCAGCUACACCGUCGCGCCGCGCUCGUCCGCCGGGUUCGCCAAGACGAACGCAUCAGUCGAGGUUGACACCCAGCGCCGGAAGCAGAACGCCGAGCGACUCAAGAGCCUCACGAAAAAGAUGUCUUCGAGGUCGUGA